Laetiporus sulphureus 93-53 is the source of this 1927-nucleotide messenger RNA. RefSeq names its product acid protease. The record is from RefSeq and is a predicted model, not a curated record. Gene Ontology annotation, molecular function: aspartic-type endopeptidase activity. Lineage: Eukaryota; Fungi; Basidiomycota; Agaricomycetes; Polyporales; Laetiporaceae. Bases 138 to 1661 code for a protein of 507 amino acids. The transcript is spliced from 7 exons. Gene Ontology annotation, biological process: proteolysis.
CGGAAUCGUGCGGCAGUGCCCGGCAACCCACCACAACAUCACAGCCGCCGCAACGUGCUCUACCGCACCCCUGUUCUGUUCUCCUUGCUUCUCUAGUUAUUCGACAGCGUGCGGUGGGCUAUCGUUGCGUGGGCACCAUGAAGCAACUUUCAAUCCCGCUUUUUCUUUCGUUUGUAUUGCUGUCCACUGAGCUGGGGGCCGCCAUUCAUCUCGACGUUCAAAGCCGCUCACUUCGGCAUUUGAACAAAAGAGGGACCCUUACCGGCUCUUCAAGUCUGACCGACUCGAGCAAUAUAGGUUACUACGUGAACCUCACUCUGGGCGGUGCCGAGUUCAAGGUCCAGAUAGACACCGGCAGCUCGGAUCUGUAUGUUGCUGGCACCGUCCCAGAUAGCAAUGACACGGGAAAGACGAGCGGGGUCACAUAUGCAGUGGGUGCGGUCGAAGGCCCUAUCAAAACAGCCAAAAUGGACUUUCUCGGGUACACAGUCGAUGAUCAAGCGUUCCUCAACAUCGAGGCCAAUUCGGAUAACGAGACGGCCGGUACAGGCCUGAUCGGUCUUGGGCCACAUACUGGCUCGCAGAUUCAGUCCACGCUGGGAAACGGUACGGGCGACCCGCCCUUAGACCGCAUCUUCCAGCAAAACACAUCCACGCCAAACUAUAUCACCGUGUUACUGGGGCGUGCGAAUGACAAGUUUGACGAGGCGCCGGGCAACCUGACCGUCGGCGAGGUACUUCCAGGCUACGACAACAUCACAUCGCAGCCGAGGCUGAAAGUGAGCGUACUGCAGAGCUCCGAGUCUGGGGGUCAGCAUUGGCAGACGCUGUUGGAUGCGGACGGUGUCAUAGGCCCUGACGGGAAUGUUGUGGACGUCACGACAGUUGUGUCGUCGACGUCGAAUGACAAGCAGCUCACUGUCGUAUUUGACACUGGCUACUCAUUACCGCAAGUGCCUAGCGCGGUAGCCAGGGCGUUCUACGAAAAUGUACCUGAUGCAAAGCUGGUUGACGUGCCAGAUCUCGAUGGCGAGAUCUGGCAGGUGCCUUGCGACUACGAAAUCAACGUCACCUUCAAGUUUGGAGGCAUCAGCUUUCCCAUCAAUCCUUUGGACACCUCGAUGGACCUCAACGGUACGGACGGUACAGGAGACAAGACAUGCUAUGGAUCAUUCCAGCCGAUGCAAGCCGCGCAGAGUGAUCUGUACGAUAUCAUCUUCGGCAUGGCAUUUUUGCGCAACGUUUACGUGCUGAUCGAUUUUGGUGACUUUGUCGACAACACCACCUCCCGCGCAGACCCGUACAUCCAGCUGCUCUCCCUCUCCAACGACUCCGCGCAAUUACACGCGGACUUCGUCGCCAUCCGUGGGGACGCGAACUGGAACCCCUCGAGCAGCGUCUCAAGCUGGGUGAAGCACCAUGUCGCGCUUGCGAUCGGACUCGGCGUCGCGGCCGGGAUCCUCGUGCUCGGUGGCGCGCUGUUCGCAUUCCAGUCGUACCGCCGCCGCAGGCUCGCGCGCACGCCCGCAGGCUUCAUGAACUUCCAGAGCUCGUACAAGCCGCUGACCGACCCCGCCCCUCAGGAGGCGCACGACCUCCACCUCAUGGGCGGGUCGCACCAGCAGCAGUCGUAUGCGAAUCCUUGGGAUGCCCGAUAUUAAUGUAGACAGACAUCUCUCUGACAUGGAAGGACAUUUACUUCGGUUGUAUAGGACUUUGCUGCUCUACUGCUUUGUAUCUCACUUGCUGUAUAGUGCUAACGUGCAUUGCAUUGGAUCGCAUCUCGGUGUUGUCUCGCUAUCGAUUCUCUACAGAGUAAGGCGCAUUAAUUGAUUUUACGCUUACAAUCAAUGCCUUCGGUCUUCUAUGGACAGACUAAAUCAUUUUUUUCGAACUUCCGGAUAUUCCGGAUAUCCUGAAUUCCGAG